GGGCGGUUUCGUAUUGUGCUUGUAGUUGGUUUCGGGGCGGCAGCUUGAAGGGGAGUUAAGGGGACUUAGACGUACACAUGCAGGUUGUGAAUAUCGGUCCAGUUCACGUUCUUCUGCCUGGUCCAGAUAUUGUCAUUUUGCUGUUCUGAGAACCAUCAAUCAAUCCGUGCUGAGGAGGCCAGUUUCAUGCCUACACAAAACAGAUGCUGAUUUCUCUGUCAUUCUGAAGUAUCCUUAUUGUAGUGGGGGCGCGUUUGAAGAAGACUUAUCGACCUACAGGCCACCAAACAUUCUCAGCUAAGAGUGCGCAUUGCUCCAUCUGUGCCAUCAUGGCCAGAAAACUAUUAUUACUGCUCCUUGUGUGUACGAGCUUUUUGGUUCAUGACGUCACCGGUAAAAGACGCAAGGACAAAGACAGGGAAAAACAGUCUCUCUCUGAAAACACUGAGAACGUCUGUGAAAUACCGGAUCCUAACCGGAGCAUAGAUUGCUUCUGUGACAAAGCUGGAUAUCAAAAUGCAUCAGACGCCACGUGUUGGUUAUUUUACGAACUUCAACCGGAUAGUGUCGUGUGGGGUUAUUUUACGUCUCAGACCAACAUUGAGAAACUCAAGAUUAAUAUCCGACCCGAUGGAAUUUUGAAAUAUGUCCCCACGUGGGUGCUGUCCCAGUUGCGAAAUCUUAAGGUGUUUGACGUUCUGUACGGUGACAUUGCAGAGAUAUCGCCUUACGCGUUCGCAAAUCUGUCUUCUCUGCAGGAAAUCUCGAUGACCCGGAACAAAAUUAUUGAGCUCAAACCCUAUUCAUUUGCAAAACUGCCUAAACUCACACAGGUUACUUUAGAUGACAACAGAAUUACUGAAAUUCGUCGUGAAGUUUUCAUCGGUCUGCCAGUACUGAAGAGCUUGUACAUAGACCGAAAUAACUUGAGAUUAAUUUACGAUCGAGCAUUCUUGCACCUGUACCGACUGGAAGAGCUUGAGCUGAAUGGAAAUCAGCUGUCAGUCAUCACCCGUGACACCUUCAUGGGAUUACAGUCGCUCAAGGUUCUCAGUCUGCAAGACAACAGGAUAAAGAUGCUGGGAGAAUACACUUUCAACGAGACGCCGUUUCUUGCAGAAUUAAGCAUGGAUCGUAACGGUCUUCAGUACAUCAAUGAAAAUGCUUUCCAUGGAUUGUCGCAACUGCAUCGUUUGUCUUUGUCCGAGAAUCAACUUAAGUCUCUCCCUAACAACGUCUUCAAUGAUACACCCAAUAUUCGCUUUCUGGAUCUUCGUGACAAUUCUCUCAGCAUGCUUUCCUCCGAGACAGUGAGACCCAUCAUGGAGAGCUUGAAGGAUGUGUCUACCUACUUCUUCGUCGAAGGUAACAACCUCGUGUGCAACUGUCAGCUGUCGUGGGUAUACCCACUGCGGAACGAGACAGCUAGUGACCAGAUCCGAAACAGCUUGGACGAAUUGACGUGCAAACCGCAGGUCGAUGCCAAGAAGAAACUACUUGAUGACAUCGAGGAAAAACUACUGGAAGAUAUCGAAGGAAAACUGCCGGAUGAUCCCAAGAAAAAUCUGCAAUCUGAUAUCAGGAGACUUACCCAAGACAUCACCGACUCUCUCCUUGGCAGCACCAUGAAGCCACUUCGCAUAGUUGACGACGAUGAUGUGUUCAUCGAACAGGGUUAUGACAGUUAUGGACGCCCCGUGCAACCUAACUUUGUGACUACUGAAUCCAACAGCGUUAAACAUCUGUUCGAUAUCCCAAUGCAAGAUCUGCCCUGUCCGGAGAAUGUGCACCGGGAUCACGAAACGUCAGUGACUCCUGAUCUCAAAUCCAAGUCUGGGCAAGGACGUAAUAAGAACGCGUGCAUCUACCAUUACAUUGUAUCCGCCAUGUUUGUUUUGAUAUUAACUGUAAUGUAGUGGUCAUACGAAGGGAUUGAGUCAAAGGGGAUAGGACAAGUUGAAGCUCUUAAAGGAUAUUUGUGAUUUUCGUUGUAAGAGUGUUUGUAAUUAUGUUCACUUGCCAAGAGACUUGGAGUAGGUGGCGAAAUAUUUCGCAUAUCAGCUACUUGUUUGUUUACCAUUUGCUCCUUCACAUUGUCAAAAUCAAGCUAAAGAAAUCUGAAAUGAUUAAUAUGUCAAAAACUGAUAAAAACUUAUCCAGAAGUGUUUAUAUUUUUCGUGCCAUGUAUUCACUAGUCGCAUUGAAAGAGAAAUGUACACUUGUUUUAGUGUUUCAGCUAACCCAUCAUUUACAGGACAAAUUUCUUGGAAAUAGAACCAUUGUCAAUCCACGGCGGUCUAGGGCAACACCUCGCGUCUUUUCAGAGUGUCUAGGCAUCUCGUUGGCCCUUAUUUUAAAGACAGUAACUUAUCCUAAGGCAGUGUGAGCCACCUCCUUUCUCCUUAAAAUAUAAGAAGGCCUACAUCGCACGUUUCUCUGGAAAAUUAAAGGAAUUGUGUUACAGAAAACUUGGGCCUAUAGAUUAUUUAAUUUCUGAUCUCUCUGAGAUAUCAGAGUUUUUAAAUACGAAAGUGCAUUUUGUGAGCUGUUCACUUUAAAUUCUGUAUCUAAAAGCGUAAAAACCACUAUUAGGUAAUAGUGUUAACGGUUCAAUGAUAAUUUCUUUCAACAAGAAAUUGUGUCAGACCGCCCGAACACAUUUAAGGAUUGCACCCCUGAGACAGAUCAUUAGUUAAACAACGUUACGCAUUAAAUUCUGUGUACUUAUAACUGUGAUAUCAUUUUCUUGUUUCAUCUCAUGCAGUGACUGUAGUACGGUAAUUUCUGAGGUGAAGGCUUCCGUUUGUUGGUGAGCGUAAAUCAGUUUAGUACUUCAUAAUAUCGUAGUUUUGUGAGUGGUUCUGCCGGAUAUAAAAGCUGAUGCCAACUGCCCGACAACGGAGCAGAACUCAUCUGGGUGACAAAACAUCUAAAACCUUGUGUUCUAAAGCGGUGUUGCUUCAAAUACUUAUGGUACGAGAGUUUGGGUCCAUUUAACUCGCAUGGAAAUUUGACAGAAAAUCUUCAUGCUGACAGUACUCCUUGGCAAUUUUCUUUUAAAUUUAAUUAUUAUUAUAAGCAUUAUCAUAUAGACGUCUGCUUAUCUGUGGUCUACAUUGUUUUGGCUUUGGUGUUCUGUUGGUGACACCAAUUCUUACUGACACGAAGUGGUGAUCUCCUGAGGGCCCCUUCACUUUGAUAUGAAAUUUGAAGGAUUGGUGAAUUUGUAAUACCUAAGUAUAUAAGUUAAAUAGAGGUAAAAACAUAGUCUCUGUACAUGCAAUGAUAUUUUCUAAUAUUCUAGUCCUUUCA
Zootermopsis nevadensis is the source of this 3312-nucleotide messenger RNA. RefSeq names its product leucine rich repeat protein connectin. NCBI's taxonomy places the organism in Eukaryota, Metazoa, Arthropoda, Insecta, Blattodea, Termopsidae. Gene Ontology annotation, molecular function: protein binding. The record is from RefSeq and is a predicted model, not a curated record.